UAAAAUCGCGCGCGCCCGCCCAUGACCGGCCGGCCAUCGAGGGCGACGUGAUUGAUCAGAGUCUUCAAGACGGGCAUGACGGGGAAGAUGUCUUUCAUUUGCCGUGCUACCUCUGUCAUCUGAAUAUGCUGGGGUUUGAACCAGGGAUCUCUCCCUCAAGAACUACGGUACAUGCCCUUAUCCACUAGGCCAUCGGGUGCUGCACAACGGUGGAGCUCAUCCGGUUUCGCCAGGAUGCAACAGCUUUCCAGACUGAAAUCUUCGCUUUCUGUGCUGCAGCCACCGUGCCGGAAAAAGCUGGCAACUUGGAAUCAAGUUGCUGUGACAACUUUCAGCGGGAACCAGCACACCAUCAAUUUUUACCCAUCCACUGAGACAGUCAAUACAGCAUCCUAUAAUGAUCACAGUAAUGUCUCAUGCCAGUGCAAAAUCUGUCCGCAGUUAAAAUGGCAGUCAUUCUCUUCGAGAUUGAAAUGUACAAGGGCGGGAAAAUCAUCAACAAUAAGCCCAACUGAAACACUAUUGCAAGCUACCCCUUCUCAGGCAUCACUGCAGUCAUGCCAUCGAUUUGGCGUGUUGUUGUCCACGUUUCGGGGCCACUGCCUUUUGAGAUGCCUCAGCCAAUCAGCUAUAAGUGGGUCAAAGAGCCACCCACAUAUCUCCACUGGCCCCAAACCAUGGAUAUCCUCACCAGGCCAAGGCCCCACUCCUCACAGAUUGUUCAGCACAUCUGUGCCAAUGCGCACGACGUUCAAUUCGGUGGAGGAGGUUCAAGUGCCGACUGUGACGGAUAUGAAGCGCCACCUGAAGAAUGCUGAGAUUGAUUUCCAGACGGGCUACACCUGUUUGACGGCACCGUGCCCGUUCUGCAGUGGCGUGGUCGCAGGUGCCCGCAGCAAAGACGUUAAAACUAUGUUCAUCAACAUGACAACUGGCCACUGUAUCUGCCAGUGCACCAAGGCCAGGGGCAGCUGGCAGAGCCUCCACGACAGCCUAGCCGUCGCUCAGCAGCAAGGCUGCCAGGAUCCGUCCUUCCUCGACGAUCCCGCCGCUGCCACCGAUGAAGAAGCGGAGGUGAGGGGUCAAGGGUCAGGCAUGACCAAGGUCCAGGAGGUGUGGGAGGGGGCCGUGGAGUUGAGUGCCUGCAAGGGAGCUGUGAUUGACCGGCUGCGAGCCUCAAUGGGCAUGGAGCAAAUCGCGACAGAUACUCUAGAGCGAUUCAACAUCCGGUACAGCAAGAAACAGCGGGCGUUUGUCCUGCCCUUAUAUGGGCACGGUGAACAGCUGCAAGGGGUCAAAGUCCUUGAAGUCAAGAAGGUCACGGAAGGGUCAGAGGUCACAGAAACGCUGUACCCAAGACAUAACCAGAACGGUUUAUUCGGCUAUCACCUGAUUGGUUCAAGAGAUGGAGAGAUGGUUUUAGUCGCCAACGUCUUAGAUGCGCUAGCUGUCCAUCAGAUGACUGGACAGACUGUGCUGGCCCUGCCCAAUGGGAGCGCUUCUUUACAACAAGAGCUGUUGCCGCUGUUGGAGCAGUUCCAUCAGAUCACGCUGUGGUUUGGCAAUGACAUGAGGUCCUGGGAGGCGGCCAAACAGUUUGCUCGCAAGCUCAACACCAAACGCUGCUACUUCAUCAGGCCACUGGAUUGUCACCCGCCAGCACUGGUGGCCCUGCAACAGGGAUUGAGCCUGCGGAGCAUUCUCAAGCAGGCCCAUCCCGUGAGCCACAAGUCCAUCGUGUCCUUCCGGUCGUUGCGGGAAGAGGUGCUGGGGGAGUUGUCUCAUUCUGAGCAAGUGGCCGGGGUUAAGUGGAGGCGGUUCCCCACACUGAACAAACUACUCAAGGGCCAUCGGCGCGGCGAAUUGUCAGUUUUCACCGGGCCCACUGGUUCUGGGAAAACCACCUUCAUGGCGGAAUAUUCCCUUGAUCUCUGCACACAAGGGGUCAACACACUUUGGGGAAGUUUUGAGAUCCAGAAUGUUCGUCUUGCCAAGGUCAUGCUGUCCCAAUUUGCACAACUCAAUUUGGAGAAGAAUCUGGACAAGUUCGACAAGUGGGCCGACAAGUUUGAGAUGUUGCCUCUGUACUUCAUGACGUUCCAUGGCCAACAGACUAUGAAGGCUGUUAUUGAGGCCAUGUCCCAUGCCGUUUAUGUGCACGACAUCGAGCACGUUAUAGUCGACAACUUGCAGUUCAUGGUGGGUUACUCGGACAAGUCGUUUAUGAUGGAACGCUUCGCCAUGUACGACCACAUCAUAGCCGCCUUCCGCAAGUUUGCCACCAGCAAUAACUGUCAUGUGACGGUCGUCAUCCACCCAAGAAAGGAGAAUGCCAUGGAGGAGCUUCAGGCCGCAUCCAUCUUCGGCAGUGCCAAGGCAUCCCAAGAAGCUGACAAUGUCUUCAUACUCCAGGAUCGCAGACUGACUGCUCUCAGGGGGCGCAAGUACAUACAGAUUGUCAAGAAUAGAUUUGACGGGGACCUGGGCAUCAUGCCGCUACACUUUAACAAGGAGACGCGGACCAUGUCACCUCCUUCCAAAUCACGGAGCAAAAAAGCGGCCGGGGCAAAGGUCGCCAGGCCGGGCGAAGCCGACGAAUCGGAAGACUCGUACGAACUCUUUGAGGAGCUGAUGUUGGUGAGCAGGCAGGAGGAUGAACUUGGAAGGGGUGAAUGAACCAAUCAGAGGCUCUGAUAUAUGUGGCAGCAAAUGGGAAGGGCCAAUCACAACAGUUCUUACAUUCAUGGCGGAGGAGAAAGGACAAAUCACAGGAAUCCUGAAGCGUGUUAAACCAAUCACAGG
Molecule: messenger RNA, 2802 nt
Organism: Patiria miniata (bat star)
Lineage: Eukaryota; Metazoa; Echinodermata; Asteroidea; Valvatida; Asterinidae
Gene: twnk
Product: twinkle protein, mitochondrial-like
Exons: 14
Coding region: 172-2676 (834 amino acids)
Biological process (GO): mitochondrial DNA replication
Cellular component (GO): mitochondrion
Molecular function (GO): single-stranded DNA binding; ATP binding; 5'-3' DNA helicase activity
Source: RefSeq, a predicted model, not a curated record